GCAAGACACAGAUGAAGGUUUCAGUAACGCAGGCACUGACAGAGCCCAUGGCUAACCACGCAGACUUGCAUCUCCGCCAUGGUGCUGACCUUUGCACUUUGCCUGGGCCUUGUAGCGACCGUCUACUAUGUGCUGAAUCCCAUGGAAGGCGCGGAAGGCGGUGACGGGACUGCGGAAGCCAGGGCAGACUAUGACACCAAUCCUACUGUGGGCGACCUCUGGAUUGUAGCCGUCACGACCGAUGAUGAAAGGCUGCGAGGAAGGUCUGUCACAGAGGACGACGACGACUUUCCGGAGCCAGACAGUUCCCUGAAUUCCUCCAAAGGCUCCGGUGCGAAGCCAACGGGCGACUACCGACCGGGGCGCGUUCUUGGUGCUCUUCAAACAGCACCAUCUGCAGAAGUUCAGCUGUCGACGGACGCCGUCUCCUCGUCGAAGAAGGAACUGCUGUUAUGCACGGUGACCGGGAAUGUCGAGGUUGCCAUAGUGAAUUAUCCGGAUGGAUUGUGCGACUUCCUCUUCUACACCCACGUCGCCUAUAAUGGCCGCAAAUUCAGCUUCACUCCCACGGAGUACGGAAAGUGCUACCCUCUUUUUACGGCCAAGGCUGUUGGAGCAAAGAAGACGUCCUACGGAGUCUCCUUCCACGUUGACUAUGCGGAGAAACUAGAGAGUGCUCUAAAGACAGUGUACGGCAACAAUGCCUUCUCUCGCCUCUUCAACGGCAACGUGCAACACCACGGUAUCCUCAACGUUAUCGGAGACACGGCCAGGAUUCUUGGGCACAUGGCCCGCAUGCGGACUCUGUUACCGCUGCUGAAAAAAAUGGAGAGAAAUUACGCCAUGUCUCGUCCGGGUUUGAAGAGCAGCCUCGCCGUUGCGGUGGAGAUGACCAAACAGGCUCAGCUUAGAAACCUUCCCGGUCUCCUUGAAGAGAUUGCACGCAUGGGCGUUGAUAUCCUGGUGGCACGAACGCACAUCUCGUUCUGGGACAUCGACAAGCACGAGGCCAUGGCAGGAGGCACGAUGUGGAAGAAUCCCAGACUAAUAGACAAACCUUCGUUGUCCUCAACUCUGGAACAACUCCAGAGUCUGCUUUCCAUUCCCAAGACCCUGAUGCUCUCUAUGACCUGCGGGGUGUCUUCCUUCACGUUGUCUUCAGCGGUCGAACAGAACGACACCGGCAGCAACGUGAUUGAGCAAAAACCCGUCGGCUUCACUGUGGAGAAUUACAACCAAGUGUGUGGACGGACACGCACGAUCCAAUAUCCAGAGAUCUUCGCCGUGAGUCAAGGGCGAGACGUCAGACACGUCUACAUCUACGACACACCGGAAUCCAUGAGCAUGAAGGCGAAUCUCACUUCUGGCAACUUAAUCGAGCGCGGUCUUGCCCCCGAUUUGGGCUGGGCUGUUUUUGACCUGCAAUUUGACGACUGCGGGAACGACAGACGAUUCGAGCGACUCUGGCGUCUACGACACUCGAUGAGUCGAAGAGGUUGCCCCGGCAGCACAUGUCACGGACACCGUGAUUCUUUGAAUGUCACGACGGUCACGUGGAACGUAUUAAUCAAUUAACCGUUCCCCCAAUUUAGCCACAAGGAUGAUUCGUAUUGACCACUGUUAGGAGACGCAUCAAGUUUAUUAAUAAAGAAAUGUACGUGU
Molecule: messenger RNA, 1662 nt
Organism: Ornithodoros turicata
Lineage: Eukaryota; Metazoa; Arthropoda; Arachnida; Ixodida; Argasidae
Exons: 11
Coding region: 79-1575 (498 amino acids)
Source: RefSeq, a predicted model, not a curated record